Messenger RNA from Choloepus didactylus (southern two-toed sloth), 1636 nucleotides. RefSeq names its product keratin, type I cytoskeletal 27-like. Gene Ontology annotation, molecular function: structural molecule activity. Gene Ontology annotation, biological process: intermediate filament organization; hair follicle morphogenesis. The coding region runs from base 161 to 1468 and encodes 435 amino acids. The transcript has 8 exons. NCBI's taxonomy places the organism in Eukaryota, Metazoa, Chordata, Mammalia, Pilosa, Megalonychidae. The record is from RefSeq and is a predicted model, not a curated record.
UAAUUCACGAUGGGCUGACAACACCAUUGUGCUACAUGUAGCAAAGGUCAUCAAGAAACACCCUAAUAAUGAGUAUAUUUAAAAGACAACCUAAACUGUUUGAGCUGGACAUUCGCCAUCAGAGCUUCACUCCGGCAACACAGGCUCCAGUCCUGACGCCAUGUCCCUGUGCUUUUCAGCUGCAUCCUGUCGCCUUGGCUCGUGUGGGGGCUCUGCAAGGUUCUCUAGUGGCGGCGCAGGCUUCUGGGGCUCAUCUGCAGGAGGCUGUGGCGGGGGACUGGGCGGGGGAAAUACUCCCUGUGCCGCCUUCACCGGGAAUGAGCACGGACUCCUCUCUGGCAACAAGAAGGUGACUAUGCAGAACCUCAACGACCGCCUGGCGUCCUACCUAGAGAAUGUGCGAGCACUAGAGGAGGCCAACGCCGACCUGGAGCAGAAGAUCAAGGGGUGGUAUGAGAAAUUUGGGCCUGGUUCUUGCCGCGGUCUUGAUCAUGAUUACAGCAAAUACUUACCAAUAAUUGAGGACCUUCAGAACCAGAUACUUUCUGCAACUACAAGUAAUACCAAUGUUGCCCUGCAAAAUGAUAAUGCAAGACUAACAGCUGAUGACUUCAUACUAAAGUUUGAAAAUGAACUGGCCCUUCACCAGAGCGUCCAGGCGGAUAUCAACGGUUUGCACAGGGUCCUGGACGAGCUCUCCAUGUGCAGGACAGACCUAGAGUCACAACUGGGAACUCUGAGUGAGGAGCUGGCUUACCUCAAGAAGAACCACCAGGAGGAAAUGAAGGCUCUGCAGUGCGCAGCGGGAGGCAACGUGAACGUGGAGAUGAACGCGGCCCCCGGGGUGGACCUCACGGUUCUGCUGAACAACAUGCGAGCUGAGUACGAAGGCCUGGCUGAGCAGAACCGCAGGAACGCCGAGACCUGGUUCAACGAAAAGAGCGCAUCGCUGCAGCAGCAGAUUUCACAUGACGUCGGCGCCACCACCUCAGCGCGGAAAGAACUUACUGAGAUGAAGCGUACCCUGCAAACCCUGGAGAUUGAACUUCAGUCCCUUUUAGCAAUGAAACACUCCCUGGAGUGCUCCUUGACGGAGACCAAAGGCAAUUACUGUGAGCAGCUCGCACAGAUCCAGGCUCAGAUCAGGGCCCUGGAAGAGCAGCUGCACCAGGUCAGAACCGAGACCGAGGGCCAGAAACUCGAGUACGAGCAGCUGCUGGACAUCAAGGUCCACCUGGAGAAGGAGAUCGAGGCCUACUGCCGCCUGAUAGAGGGAGAGGAUGGCUCCUGUGUUAAAUCAAAAGGCUAUGGAGGAAAUCAGAUAACAGAUUCAUCCAAAACCAGCAUCGUUAAAACAGUCCUUGAAGAAGUAGAUCCUCGGGGCAAAGGUCUCUCAUCCAGAAUUCACACAAUGGAUGACAAAUCCACCAGAGUCAACAUCAAGAAUGAACAAAGAGUUCCUUCCUGAAGUCCAGCCCAUAAAAGGGAGCAGCUCUAAAUUAAAAUACCAAAUUAAAACUACAUUUCUGAAGAAGGGCCCUCUUAUUUUUCUGCUAUUCUUCCUAUGAAUUAAGACAAACUUGUUAGAAUAGUAACAUUUCUCUCAUUUUCUUUAUGGUGAUAUUUCAAUAAAAGU